Molecule: messenger RNA, 783 nt
Organism: Hyaloscypha bicolor E
Lineage: Eukaryota; Fungi; Ascomycota; Leotiomycetes; Helotiales; Hyaloscyphaceae
Exons: 3
Coding region: 1-783 (260 amino acids)
Source: RefSeq, a predicted model, not a curated record
AUGGAUUUCAAUAUGGGAGAUCACAUUUCACCACAGUCUCACUACGAACGCGAGCGACAGCAGCAAAUACUUAUUCAAGUACAAGCGCUGCACAACCAAAUCGGUCACAAGCUGUUCACCCUCGAAGUUGUUUCCAGCAUCCACCACCAAUUGUUCAAUGCAACCUCCUCUAACAACACCAACAACGAAGUACUCGACAGAUACAUGAGAUCACUUGUAAGAGGAACAGAACAUCGACUCCGCAACGAACUGCAAAUCUUCAACUCCGCAGGUCAAGUCUCCAGCUACUUCGUCCACAACCAGCAACUCGAUACCUUUACUGCAGAUGAGCUGUCAGAGGUUGUCAAAGAGUGGGCAAUGGUUUCUAGGGGAUCCUUUGCUGUUACAACUGUUGCAAAGGAGGAAAUGGCAUUCCAGUUACUGAGCAGAUUCGACAUAUUUAGAAUGACGGGACGAUUUGAGACUUGGACACAGCAGAACUUGAGAGAUUUCCGCUGUUCCUUGCGACGAGAAGAAACUGCCCAGGAGAAGAUGGAGAGACAAAUCGAAGAAGACGUUACCAAAGUAAGCGCUGAGCAGCAGUUAGUUUCGUCGCCAAUCGUCCAGUGUUGUAAGAUGGGCGGAAAGAGAAAGUUGAGUGCUGCGUCGGACGAAUGUCCUGAACCAAAGCGAGUGAGGGAGUUCAAUGACCUGUAUGAUGCAAGCCCCAAACGAAAGCUUCAACCGCAAGCAACUGUUGAAAGUAUUGAGAAUGCUGAGACGGAUGAUAUGGAUUUGAGUUAA